This is a messenger RNA of Prosopis cineraria, 792 nucleotides long. Its product is annotated as receptor-like protein EIX1. The record is from RefSeq and is a predicted model, not a curated record. The coding region runs from base 8 to 397 and encodes 129 amino acids. The transcript has 2 exons. NCBI's taxonomy places the organism in Eukaryota, Viridiplantae, Streptophyta, Magnoliopsida, Fabales, Fabaceae.
UAGAAAGAUGAUGAUGGAUGCAAGGUUUGUUGUUGCUUUCAUGGUGCUUUUGGCUCAUACAUCUUCUAUGGCUUUUGCAGCUGGCAACACUUCUGUGAGGUGCAAAGAGAGUGAGAGACUCACACUUGUUGCUUUCAAACAUGGCUUUGUAGAUCACGAAGGCAACCUCUCCUCUUGGGGUAAUGCUGAGAACCAGACUGAAUGCUGCGAUUGGGAAGGUGUUCACUGUGACCAAACCGGUCAUGUGCAUGAACUUGUUCUUUCUUCUUACAAUUUGGAAGAAAUUGGAACAUCUGGACCUCUCUCUCCUAAAUUUGAAUGGACAAAUUCCAUACCAACUGGGAGAUUUGUCCCACCUCCGACAAUUAUACCUAUAUGGCAACCAGCUCGAAGGUAGCGUACCCAAAUCCUUGGCUUUAUACAGUUUAGAGGAGUUGGUUCUAAGCCACAAUUUCUUGACUCAAAUGGAUGACUUUGUUGCAUCAUUUGGCCACUGUGCUAACAAAUCAUUGCGAUAUUUACAUUUAUCUAAUAACCGAUUUUGACAGCCACAACCAAAUUUUUCACAAAUCUCAUCACUGCAAGUGUAAGAUUUAUCUAAUAACCAAUUUCCAGGGCCACUACCAAAUUUUUCUCAGAUCUCGUCAAUACAAUAUGUGGAUGUGUCCCACAAUCGACUCAAUGGAACUCUGAAUGAUGACAUUGGACUUCUUUCAUACUUAGGAUACUUAGACAUUGGAUAUAAUUCUAUGGGAGGUGUUGUAUCUGAAACCCAUUUCUUGAGACUCUCUA